Molecule: messenger RNA, 3577 nt
Organism: Amoebophrya sp. A120
Lineage: Eukaryota; Dinophyceae; Syndiniales; Amoebophryaceae
Source: the annotation of a GenBank genome assembly
AGGAAAAAAAAAUUGGUACGUGCUCUCCACGCGACGACCACCCCAGCGGCUUUCCGCCCGAUUUCAAGACGCAGGUGAGAACUCGAAUUUGGAUUUGCAUCUUUUUCAUUCCGAAAUUUGAUUUUUUUACCAUCGGUAGUGGCGUAAGUUGAAAGCAUUUUUGGCACCUGAAGUUGCACAGCACUACCCUACGACUAGAACGAGCGCUAUUAUUGGAAGAUAGAAAGGGAAUAAUCACAAAACCUGAACCGCCCAUAUUUUCUCAUCCACUAUUAAGUAGCAGCUAUCGUGGACGCCUGCAAACCCACACACAGAAAAUGAUUGGCACACGACGGAGAAAAGCAGCUGCAGGCCUGGCCUCCGUUGGCAGCUUCCUCGUCCUCCAAUACGGCCCCGCUUCGAUUGUCUCUUUGACGACGCUCAUCUUCACCAGCAGUGUAGCAACUUUUGCAUCGGCCGAGUUGUCCACGGGGAGUCAAGACCAGAACACCCGUCUGCCUAUUUCCAUCGACGAGCUUGAGAAAAAGAAGCAGGAAGCGGUGAAUGCCGUCCGAAAAAACUGGCGCUCGCUGCUGGAAAGCGAAGACGAUGUAUUCGAUGUUUUCUUACAUCCGGCGGACUUUUACAAGCAGGGGGAUCCUGACUACAACGAAAAAGUGUUCCAAGCGGCUCUGGAAGUGAUGUGCCAGGCAAUCGGCGGGGGGAAUGUUGGCUGCGGAGCAGCUUAUAAAAGCGAAGAGCCCCUCACCGAGGAUUACACCCGCUGGCAACUGUGGCAGUACUGGAGUCCCCCUCCGCUGCCCAAACCGCCGCAAGGUAAUUACGAGCACGAGGCGGAUGACCUGUUUGAGAACUCGCAGUACCGCGCCGUGGUGCAGUACUACGUCCGCGCGCUCGGCUUGGGCAACUGGCGGAUGGUACAGAAGGGUCACCAGAAUGGCCCAGAACAAGCAGGAGCCCUGGUUGCACCAGGUUCCCCGGAUGACCAAGCGAAGCUGCGCCGGGGAAUCUUUUUUUCUCGGCACGACGUGGAGAAAUGGACGUGGCAAUUCGCAGGAAUCGCCUUGCAGCGCUGGCUGAUACAAGUCCGACCGAAGCUGCAAGACAGCACGACAACAGGCUUGGGCACAGAUAUGAACGGAAAGCUGCGGCAUGCCCCGGAGUACUACGAUCUCUUCGUUGAUCUUCAUGAGGACGAGGGUCCUUUGCAGGACCUCAACAAGGCAGAUCGGGGCUCUCAAGAUGACCCCAGCACCAGCUUCCGGCGUGGUCACGGGUUGCCGAAACAUUUUUUCACGGAGGUAGUCAAUGAAAAUGCUGGCUCCACCGAGGACGUCGCGAAGAUUGUGAACCAAAUGAAAGAUUUUGUGCAAAGGGCUUCAGACCGAAACGGAAACGAUCGAACUGAGCUGCAAAGUGCCGAACUACGCCUGAAGCAGGAGAUUUUCAAGGCAAUCACCGAGUUUCAAGGAGCGGGCGCCAGCGCACCGGAGCUGAUGCAAAAGCUGCGGCCGCUCUGCUCUGACGAGGAGCUGCGUGAGAGGGACGUGGGCGAAUGUGACGAAGAGAACCUUCGUGAGCCGUGGCUGUUCUGCGGAGGGCCCCGAGGCAGUGCAGACGAGACGAAAGCCAUCAUAGAAAAGGGUCGAGAAAAGGGACGCGAUGUCGUUCAGAUUCGGGCUGACGGCACGAUGAGAGAAAGUGGUGUCAUCGCAGCACCAGGCGACUCGAGCUUGGAAAGUGUGCAAGCAAAUUUGGCUACUCGGUUCGACUCUGCUGCCAGUCCCAGUAACAGGGCCACUCCCAGUGGUCAUGUUCGCCGCAAUUUCAUCGCACCAGAUGGCGAGCUUGCGGCCGCAGCAGGAGACGAUUCACCUGCUGUGAUAUCGAGUUCUGUGAAGAUCGACAAUCACAUGCACAUUGACUCCUUUCACGUGACCAAUAUGGAGGUUUUGAUUCUGAAGUGGGCUCUACCCAAAGACGCCCUCAGACUCCUCGACACUCCGGCUGUAGCGACAGGACAGGCCGCGGAACUCACCGCCGACGGCGAAUCAACGCCGACCGGUCAAGUCAUUUCAGGCGCAGAAGACUCUACGUUUGGUUUUACGACUCCCGUGCAGGACAAAAUGAGACGACCAAGUGAAGACAUUUCCACUUUGGGUCCGGUGGUGAGCAGCCUGCGCGUAAUUGAUGCAAAAUCCGGGGCAGCGACAGCGAGCCGUCAGGACGGGGACCACGCCGAUCGAGAUGGUGACGGAGCGGCAAGCCCAGCUGGGAGCGAAACGGACGCCAUGAGCAAGCGGCAGUCGAUCACCAGGGCGGCGGAUGCCCCCGUGGUGGCCACCAACGGCGCCUUCUGGGACGCGGUGUCUGCGGGUUUCGCGGCCUUGUCUGCGCAGCUGAUGACGGUGCCGCUAAAUGGUGGCCGGCGGCUCUCGACUCGCUUGAAUGUGAUCAUUCGACCCUUUGACAAGCGCGACGUGCCAGCGGCGUUGCAAGAAGCAUCGACUGCCGAUGAAAAAGAGCGGGAAGAGGCGUUGAAGACGUUUCUGCGCUCCAAGAUCCUGUGGCGCACGGAGCUCGGGAACAUUUUGCCGCUCUCGCAGAACGCGAACAAGGGUCUCCAGGUGGCCUUCUACACCGUCAAGGAAGGUUCCGACACCGUGGAGGAGGUGGGUUUCGAUUAUGGAGGAAAAACGGACAAGAAGGUUCUUGUGCUGGAACACGCGGACUGUUGGGAUGACGAUGAAUCGAAGAGGCCCGGAAAACAAGAGAAAUGCAACGAAGCCAUGCACGCAGCCGCUUUCGAUGUCAUUCGGAAAGUCAACUCAGGGCUGAAUUUGCCGAAAUUGACACCGGCCCAGCUCAAAGCAUCCUAUCCGACAAUCACGGAGCUGCAGAAAGCGUGGCCACCGAAAGAAGGGAAUGCAGUCCGGGCCGGUAAGGAAGGGCAGCCACUUUCACUUGGCGAAGCGGUUCCCAAAGCACAAGGAGCAAAGCCGGCGGCAUCAUCCUCCACCGCUUUCCUCGAGGAGCAUGACAGUCCGCAGACGCAACCGUAUCCCAUGAUGACGGUGUAAGACGGAGUUUCAAGUUCACAAGGAGAGAAGUAGUCUUGUAACUCAGAAAGUAAACGAAAACGCGGUAAAGCUUGAGCUUCUGUCCAUCACAGAAACGAAAAGCAAUUUUUUUUUACAUUUUCAUCACAGCAUGAUUUAUGUAUUUUCUGUAGAUACACCCUUUCCUGCUCUGACGCAAAGAAGUAGUAGCACCCCGCCUGCACAAGAACAAUCUGUCCAAUGUCCCGUUUCCUAGUCACCCAGCACUAUUUUUUUGAUUAAAAAUCUUCGAUAUUUUGAUUUUUUUGAGUUCGCACUUGCAUAAAGUUUCUAGUAAAUGUCCCACACCUAACCAAAUUUUCAUGUUUCAUUUCGAGCAAUAUUUUAACAGUUGAGUUGCACGACCACCCCCUCGGUCUGUGCCUAGUGUUUCCGCAUCGUCGGGCACUGUUUCUUGUUUCUUGCAAAUUUUCGGAUCGAAUUGCUAACCCACCACACCGAUAAUUUAUCCCGUUGCC